Messenger RNA from Phymastichus coffea, 1350 nucleotides. Its product is annotated as galactose-proton symporter-like. The record is from RefSeq and is a predicted model, not a curated record. Gene Ontology annotation, molecular function: transmembrane transporter activity. Gene Ontology annotation, biological process: transmembrane transport. Gene Ontology annotation, cellular component: membrane. NCBI's taxonomy places the organism in Eukaryota, Metazoa, Arthropoda, Insecta, Hymenoptera, Eulophidae.
CUCACCGGAGUAGCAGUAGGUAACCUCGCCGGUUGGCCUCAAGCAGCAAUCCCACAACUUCUCUCAUCAAAUCAGUACAGUCCAGCGUUCACAGACUCCGAGGCCACUUGGAUCACCGGCAUCUUUUUCCCAGGGAUGCUGGUCGGUGGUUUCGUCUCGCUAUACGUAGCUGCGACACUUGGAAAACGUAAACUCUUUUUACUGGCUUGUUUACCGCUCACUACCGGAUGGUCUAUUAUCGCCGUGGCUGCCAGUUCUUGGCAACUCACGUUCGACCGGAUAGUUCUGGGGCUUACUGGUGGUAUAAUGUGUCAUCAGACGGAGAUGUAUCUCUCGGAGAUUUCGCCAGCACGACUACGAAGUAACAUGUCCGUCGAUUUCUGCGUCAGUGUACACGUUGGCGUUUUAUUGAGCUUCGCUGUUGGACCUUGUUUUAGCAUUAGUUCAGCAACUGGAGUUUAUCUAACCGUGGUGUUGUUACUGUCUGGUAUUUAUUUCAUUGCUGCGCCAGAAACGCCUUUUUGGUUGAUGAGACAGUCGAGGCCUGACGAGGUAUUGGACAGUCUGAGGAAAUUGAGAAGAAGGAAAGACGUGUAUCGCGAACUACAUGAGAUUGCAGAGUUCUUUGACCGAAGAGUUGUGAAUGAUAGAAACAACCGUUUAAUAAGUAGAUUGACGAGAGUGAUUGGCGACGUGGCUAGCAGAAGAGCUUUACUACUGAUCGUAGUACUUACGACGGCGCAGCAAUUUUCGCGAAUGGCGGCGAUGCACUCAUACCCUCAGCUGAUCUUCGAGCGCAACGUCUCGGUAAUACCGGGACUCUACGUGUCGUUGCUGUUGGGCUUGAUCGAUCUCUGCUGCACGCUAGCGAGCGGCUGCGUGGUCGAACGCGUAGGUCGUCGCCCCCUUGUGGCCUGGAGUUGCCUCUUGUGCACAGGUUGCAUGGCACUUCUGGGACUCCACUUCCACUUGGGCACCGACACACCCAGUCAGACGAUCUCUCCUCUGCCACUCUUGUCGCUCGUCUGCAUCGUCGUCUUCGCCGUCGCUUACGGCAUCGGGCUUGCCACUGUGGCCACUGUUCUUGCCGCUGAGAGCCUAUCGAUGGCUCGUAAUUUUGGCUCUGCCCUGCAGAACACCGCUGCGUGUUCGUCCAUCUUCGUUAUUACCAAACUUUGGUGAGUGAUCGCCAGCUCGUACGGCCGGCCGUGCUCGUUCUGGACGGCGGCCCUCGUCACGGGGGCUCACGCCAUCGUUCUGCUGAUAGUGCUGCCGGAGAGCCGCGAUCCGACGGCUGCUGGCCUCUGGACGAUCCAGCAGUUGCAAAGUCACGAUCGCGCCGGCUACUAG